Molecule: messenger RNA, 1822 nt
Organism: Psammomys obesus (fat sand rat)
Lineage: Eukaryota; Metazoa; Chordata; Mammalia; Rodentia; Muridae
Gene: Mesd
Product: mesoderm development LRP chaperone
Exons: 3
Coding region: 45-725 (226 amino acids)
Biological process (GO): protein folding
Molecular function (GO): low-density lipoprotein particle receptor binding
Source: RefSeq, a predicted model, not a curated record
GCGCAGGCCCAGUGUGCGUGUAGCCGUUACGCUGGGCGCCUGACAUGGCGGCCUCCAGCUGGCUGCGCGCGGUCCUCCUGUUUCUGUGUGCCUCGGACCUUCUGUUGCUCCCUCCUCCCGGGGCCUCUGCGGCCAGCUCGCCCGGCGAGGCCACCCCGCCUCUACCGAAAAAGAAGAAGGACAUCCGCGAUUACAAUGAUGCCGACAUGGCGCGACUUCUGGAGCAGUGGGAGAAAGAUGAUGACAUAGAAGAAGGAGACCUUCCAGAGCACAAGAGACCCUCUGCACCCGUUGACUUCUCAAAGCUAGACCCAGGCAAGCCCGAGAGUAUCUUGAAAAUGACAAAGAAGGGGAAGACGCUGAUGAUGUUUGUCACUGUGUCAGGGAGCCCCACCGAGAAGGAGACAGAGGAAAUCACCAGCCUGUGGCAGGGCAGCCUCUUCAACGCCAACUAUGAUGUUCAGAGGUUCAUUGUGGGAUCAGACCGUGCUAUCUUCAUGCUCCGGGAUGGGAGCUAUGCCUGGGAGAUCAAGGACUUUUUGAUCAGUCAAGACAGGUGUGCUGAUGUCACUCUAGAGGGACAGGUAUACCCUGGAAAAGGAGGAGGAAGCAAGGAGAAAAACAAAACAAAGCCAGAAAAGGGUAAAAAGAAGAAGGAGGGAGAGCCCAAACCUCGGGCUUCCAAGGAAGACAAUCGAGCUGGGAGCAGAAGAGAAGACCUCUAGCUGGUGGCAAGCUUCCCAUCGGGCAGGAAAGACCAAGACAGCCCCUUAGAGGCCGAUGGGACAGGUGGAUGCAGGAAGCUGCAUACCGGACUACAUUCUCAUGUCUUCUAGAAAGACUUCUGUUCGUGACCCUCUGAUCAGUAUCACAGUUACUGUAUGAAAGGCUUCACAUGUGAAGGCAGGCUUUGUGAUUGGUAGUGGACACUGGCAAGUCAUGCCUACUCUGUCAUCACCUGACAUGGAAACUCGAUAGAUGUUUAUACCUCUUACAUCCAAUGAGUCCUUGACACCCCUGGAGUACCACUCCCUCCCUCCUCACCACACCUGCUGUGGUCCAGUGGCCUGCUGUGUCUGUGUGUCACAAGCUUAGGUCAGACAAACUUUGAGAACCUGUGGCUUGACUGAGGAAGGCAUUGACUGUUGAGCCGUUGACGACAAAUGUGCUGUAUGAGCAGUGUGGGCCAGCUCUGCACACCCAGGAUCCGGACAGCGAACUCAUGCAGGGCAUGCAGAUUGGCCAGAGUGCCAUCCAGAAAUCCUAAGCAGUCAUUCAGACGGCUUCAGCCCUCAUCAGUUCAGGGGGUCCUUUGUCUGCCAGUCUUCUGUGGUUGGAGAGGGGGUGCUGUUCUGCCUCGUGUGAGGAAAAAGGGUGUUUCAGUUUUGGGCUCUUGUUCUUCAUAGCCCGACAACUAUGACAUUGGUGAAGAGAGAGGGACCAGCAGAAUGUUCUAUAGCAGAGGACCUCAUCUGCAGUAUUUCUAAGUGGUUUUCUUUGAUAAAGUGCCUAAUCUUUGCGUUUGUGUGGUACUCUGAUGGUGUGCUACUGUUCACAACUGGUUUUUGCUGUUCAUAGUUUGAAGCCUAUCUAAAAGAACAAUUCUACGAGGAUGCCAUUUUUAAGAACUUACAUUCUUUAAAACCUCAGUUGUGAUUUUAAGAAAUUCAAAAUAGUACAUGUACACAUACAUGGCUAGAAAGUGUCACUGUUAGAAUGUCGCCGUGUGAAGAAUGCCCUGCCCUGCUGCCAGUACUUUGUCCCAGUGGAGUUACUGUUGAUCAUUGCUUUUUCAAAAAUAAAGUUCAUUCACAGGCUUCCA